UUACUUACAAUUUAUGCUCGAAAUAGAGAGGCUUCUAGAAUGGUUUGCUACACUUUUUAAAACGAGGAAUUUUGUCGAGUUUACGUUACACGUCCCCCGAAAUAUGACAUUUCUUAAACAAAAUACAGACGCCAUUAUUUAAUUUUGUGUCCUUGUUUAGAAAGAUAAGAUCCACUUAAGAAAAUAUUAAAAUACUAAAACGUGUGUGCUAAAAUAUUAGUGUUAACUUUAAAGGACUUAAAUAAUGAAUUCUAUACUAGUUACCGGUUGUAAUCGAGGAUUAGGGUUAGGUUUGAUAAAAAGUUUAGUGAAAGACCCAAAUCCCCCAACAAAUAUUAUAGCAACAUGCCGGAGCACAGCGAAAGCCAAGGAAUUAUGCGAAAUAAAAGAAAAAUAUCAAAAUGUGCAUUUGUUGGAGUUGGAAUUGGAAAAGCCUGAAACGUUUAAUAGUUUCGCAGAAAGAGUGAAAGAUAUAGUAAAAGAAGAUGGACUUAAUGUACUUUUUAACAAUGCGGGAUACGCUCCCAGGACCACCAAAUUAACAGGAGUGAGAACUGAAGAUUUAAUGAAAGCUUUCGAAAUUAAUACUGUUGCACCUAUGAUGCUAACAAAGUGUCUAUUACCUUUGAUCAAGUUGGCCUCAGAAAAAAAUCAAGAUAAACCAAUGGGGAUUAGUAGGGCUGCCAUUAUAAACAUGUCAUCAAUACUUUCUUCUAUAACCUUAAACACCAAGGAGGCAGACUUUAAUUUGGGGAAUUACCCAUACAGGUGUUCAAAGGCUGGUCUCAAUAUUUUUACGAGGUCCUUAAGUAUUGAGCUUAAUCAAAAUUGUAUAUUGGUCACUUGCAUUCAUCCAGGAUGGGUUAAAACUGACAUGGGCGGACCCAGAGCAGCUCUAUCGGUUGAAGAUAGUAUAGAUCAAAUUAUGAAGUUUGUGAAAAACUUAAAUAACACCCACAAUGGAGAUUUCCACGACUAUGGUGGUGAUAAAUUGCCUUGGUAGAACUGCUUUUUUAGUUUAGUUUAGAAAAUAAAUACUGUAUUAAUAUAAAUUUAUUUUUUACUUAAAGAAUAUUUUCCUUCUUUAACAAUCCUAAAUUUAACCUACAUAAAUGGCAGUAAUUUAUCACAUUUGAUUUAAAAUUAUCGUCUACAUUCAUACAAAAUAUGGCCAAUGUUUAAUGGCGAAUCUCCCGUUAUAUUUAUGGUCUCAGUGUCGACCUUCCAAAACGAUCUGUCCUUGAAAAAGUAAGUCUCCCCAUUCCAGCUUGUUACUGCAUCUAGAUGGCUUGGUACACCCCUCCAUCUUUCCAUGGACAGUGGAUACCCUUUGUCUAAAGCCCUUGUGGAUUC
Molecule: messenger RNA, 1353 nt
Organism: Brassicogethes aeneus
Lineage: Eukaryota; Metazoa; Arthropoda; Insecta; Coleoptera; Nitidulidae
Source: the annotation of a GenBank genome assembly